UAUUUAUCCUUCUCUCCUGAACUUCACUACAUUCGGCACCUAUAAAGAGCCCACUUCAUUCUAGCUUCUGAUAUAACAAUCUUUUAAAUCGAUAUUUAUUUAAAUCAUGGCCAAUAAAGAACAAGUGGAUGAAGGGAAGAUCCCUCUUCUCACCCCCUACAAAAUGAGUAAAUUUGAGCUUUCUCAUAGAGUUGUAUUGGCACCUCUAACAAGGCAAAGAUCAUAUGGGAAUGUCCCUCAGCCACACGCAAUCUUAUAUUACUCACAAAGAACAACAAAAGGAGGCCUUCUUAUUUCAGAAUCCACUGGAAUUUCCGACACUGCCCAAGGGUAUGCAGAAGCACCAGGUAUAUGGACAAAGGAGCAAGUAGAGGCAUGGAAACCAAUUGUGGAUGCUGUUCAUGCAAAAGGAGGAAUCUUUUUCUGUCAAAUUUGGCAUUGUGGAAGGGUUUCAAACACUGAUUUACAGCCAAAUGGGCAAGCCCCAAUUUCUUCCACAGACAAAAAACUAUUUCCUCAACCACGAAGCAAUGGCAUUGAUGUUGCACAAUUUUCACCUCCAAGGAAGCUGACUAUAGAGGAGAUUCCGCUUGUUGUUAAUGAUUUCAAAGUUGCUGCAAGAAAUGCAAUUGAAGCUGGUUUUGAUGGAGUUGAGAUCUCCGGUGCUCAUGGUUACCUGAUCGAGCAAUUCAUGAAAGACCAAUUAAACGACCGGACUGACCAAUACGGCGGCUCCUUACAAAACCGCUGCCGAUUCGCUCUUGAAAUCGUCGAGGCGAUCGUGAACGAGAUCGGACCGGACCGAGUCGGGAUCCGACUAUCCCCAUUCGCACAGUUCAUGGACGCUAGGGAAUCGAAUCCGGAAGCUUUAGGUCUUUACAUGGCGGAAUCUCUGAAUAAAUAUGGGAUUAACUAUUGUCAUAUGGUGGAACCAAGGUGGAAAGCGGAAGGAAAAACCAGCGACAGUAAGUAUAGUCUUGUCCCAAUGAGAAAAGCGUUCAAGGGGACGUUUAUUUCGGCCGGCGGGUAUGAGAUGAAAGACGGGAAUACGGCGGUGGCGGAGAAUCGGACGGAUCUUGUUGCUUAUGGUCGUUUGUUUUUGGCGAAUCCGGAUCUGCCGAAACGAUUUGAGCUUAGGGCUCCGCUUAAUAAGUAUAAUAGGGUGACGUUUUAUACGUCGGAUCCUGUUAUUGGGUAUACUGAUUACCCGUUUCUUGAGACUAAGGCUUAAGCCCAAUAGCCCAUUCGAGUUUACUGAUGGUAUAAACUAAGAACUUUAUGGAGAGAAAAAAAAAAAAAAAAUGAGAGAUAGUAUGUUGUUAUUUUAGUACUUCAAUCUUAAUUAUUAUGAUCGUUGGAAAAUUGGUAAAUUUGCUGUAGUAAUUGC
Messenger RNA from Lactuca saligna, 1387 nucleotides. The record is from the annotation of a GenBank genome assembly. NCBI's taxonomy places the organism in Eukaryota, Viridiplantae, Streptophyta, Magnoliopsida, Asterales, Asteraceae.